GAGAAGUUUUGCAAGUGGUGCGGCCAGUCCAGCCUCGACGUCGAGUGGACUCGCGGCGGUCAAGGAUGCACACGCAGGAAAUGCCAGAGCUAUCUGCAGUGGAACUGCAGCGACAAGGACGACAAGGCGAAGCUGGAAAAGAAGAUCGAGACUGGAGGAGCGGAGGCGCAGAAAGAGUUCAGAGAGGAGCGGGGCGGCAACUCUUGCGAAGACGGUUCACGGCGCCCCAAGAGGCCCAGGAAAUCGAUAUCGACGAAGAACGUUCUCAAGAUGGAGGGCAAAAUGAAGUGUGGGGUUUUCUGGCCAAAGCACAUCUACGAGAAACACUUCAGCAAGAAGUUGCCGCCGAGCGCCGAGACCUCGUACAAACAUGGUCACGCCGAGCUCAAAGGAAUCGUACUCUCAUCGUCGAUCCCGUUCGUUGAUGGGUGCAUUGAGCUCUCUUCGACAUCUGCCCAGGAGGUUCACGUGCACACGGAGCUCCCUGCGAACGACCCUGACAGUGCGUUCAAGAAGGUGGCCAACAAGUUGAAGCCUACAAUAACCGAGUGCAACGACAGUAGUAAAGCGGCCGGGGAUGCGAAUGGCAACUACCUGAACGUCAAGCUGUCCUCCGGGAAGAGGAGGAAGAGGGGUGAAGACAGCGACGAUGAGGAUUACGACCCCUACGACGCUCUUUUCGGGCCCAUUCUCAGUGGUAAGAGCAGCAAGGGCCAGGCUGGCCAGGGCAACGUUGGCGGUGAAGGCGGCGACCGCAAGAAGCGAGCAGACGCCGAGCAGCUCGCAAAGACAGUCUUGUUGGAGAGCCAGGGCGUGAUCACGAGGCUCGAAGACGAGCAGAUGGUCCACGGCGUCACGACGGCCAACGUGAUUACGAUCAAGAAGAAGUUGAACGCCGCUCUAGGACCCGAUAAGAUUAAGAUUCUCACGGCGGGCUCGGAGGAGUUGAUCACUGGCGCCAGCGGCACCGUGGACAACAUCGACAGGCUCCUCGGCGAGCUCAACGAUGUCAAUUCCAAGAUCGAUGCAGCUGCGCCUUUGGUCGCCAAGCUGCAGUCCAAGGGGGAGGAGCUGGGGGAGGACGGCGAAUCUUUGCUCGAGGCCAUGUCAUCCGCGCGUUCCUCAGGAUUGCGAGUUCCAGAAUCACUGACGUUUUCCGUGCUGAAUCGUGGCCUGUCCAAGGCCGCUGGGGACAAGGACUACGAGCGCGCCGCGGCGGUGGUGCAGUGGGGCAGCAGUGGCGCGAGUGGAGCAGGAGCAGGAGUCUCUUUGCAGGUUCAGGUUCAAGAUCCUCUGAAGGCUGCUGUCAUCCAGGAAAAGUUGAUCAUGCGGCAGCUCCUCGACACAGUCAGAACGACGGACACUGGCAAGCCUGACUCAGUUGAGGCGAUGAUGAAAACGCUCCAGGGGCUCUCUACAGUGAAAAUCAUCGAGGACGUCCAGGACACCAGCACAUUCAAGCCCCAAUUGGACGACAUGGCCAAGAUGUUGAGAUGCAUGCCUGUCUUCAGCGACAGCCUUGAAGUCGGGGCGAGAUCCGCUGCUUUGACGGAGGCAGCGGCUGCGAAGACUAAGAUUUCUGAGGAUCGCAAUCACAGGUUCCACAAGAUAUUCUUCUUUCUGCCCGCCGGGCGGCACAUCACGGCAAGGAUCGACGAGCAGGUGUUGCAAUCCAAGCAAGAUAUCCAGACCUCGCAGAAUCUUGACAAGCUGGUCACGUCGAUCACCAAUGUACCAUUAUUCACGCCGAAGGAAGACGCAGAUCUCCGGAGCCCUAUCACGAUCGACAACCGCAAGAAUCUCAAGACGUUCUGCAUCAACGUUCUCGAGCUCGAUGGGAAGCUCUCGGAAGAAUACAAGCAGGUCAACGCGACGAAGAUGAAGCAAGUCUUCGAUCAUCGGGAUGCCAUCGUCGAAUCCAUCGUUGCGUACUGCAGGUCGCGCCAGAAGCUCGCCCUAGAGGACGCGGUCAAGAGAGUGAACCAAGUCUUGAGACUCACGGACGGGCUCAACGGCAACGUCGACGGCGAGAUUGCCACCCAGAUCGUUGAGUUAUUCGAGAGGGCGCUCUCCGAGUUCGCGCCGCUGAAGCAGCUCGGCAUCAGCGACAUUUUCGGCACGGAGAAGACGAAGCAGAUCGACGAAGUCUUUCAGGCGGGCAAGGUGGCCGUUCAGCACAUCAAGGAGAUGAUCCCCUCCAUCGUCGAGGUCUCCAAGAAGAAGUCGCCCUUGGAUGUCAGGACCUCCCAGCUCAAGGGCUUGGCGGAGUGGUUUGUGCAGCUCGGGCCAACAGGCUCACGCGUGGCAAGUUGGUCUGGGACGGAGACCUACAAGUUCGAGAAGUGGCUGAAGACCGAGGUCACGAGAGUUCUCAUCGCGAAGGUCGUGCAGACGAUUACGCCCUUCCAGAGUUUCGCGAAGCGGGUUGCCGAGUGGCUCGACAAGACCGCGGAGCAGCAGGGGGGUGUUGAUCCAACAGAGGCUAUACUUCAGGAUUCGACCGCCUUCGCGAAAGAGAUCUUUGUCAAGGAUCAGGUUGGCGAGGUCACCGAGUUGGCAAGCCUCGCCCGCUUGGACGUUCACUUCGACAAAUACGCCAAGUGGCUCGGCGUGGGCUUCAACUGCAGCACCGCGCCCGUUACGAUCCGUGCCGGCCUGCUCAUCUUGUCCCAGCCGAUCUUGCACGUGGGUCAGCGAGUGGUGAGGAGCGAGGAGUUGUCUAAAACCUUUGCCCAGGCUGAGUUGGCUGCAAAGGGUGAUCCGCACAUCAAAGCAAUCCAGGAAGUCCACUCCAGCGUUCAGUUUGUCGUCCUCGCGGAGAGGAUGGUCAACUCGGUGAAGUCUUCUGAAGGCCUGGGGCCAGGUGUUCUUGAAAGGGCGCUGUCCAUCCUCAAGGUAAGCCGCGAGCGGUUUCAGGCCGCAGUCUCGGCGAUCAUCGACUCGGCAAUCAAGGCAGGUGACAAAUUGAUUGUGGAUCUGAAGCAGCUGAAGGCGACUGAGGCGUUGUCUAAGUUGUGCAACCUCAGCGCCGAGGGUGACUUCACCACCGAACGCAUCCAGGUCAUCAUGGACAUUGUCAAGAACGAUGAUUCCGUGAAAUUCUACAGAACCUUCAAGAAGUCCCAGAAGGCCAAGAUCUGCUUGGAUAACAUUCGCAACAACAGCAUCACCGUCAAGGACGUGAUGGGCAUCGAGCUCGCCGUUACCAAGCUGAACACGUGCAUCGACACUUACUCGGACGAGGAAUACGCUGACUACAAUAACAUGAUGGGGAUUCUGCUUUGCUCGCAGACGAUCUGGCGGGACCUUCAGCCCGGCGAGUCUCGCGACGCCCUGGCCGACCAGUGCGCGAAGACCGUCCAGGACCUCACCAUCCCGGCCCCGCUUGCGAUCGCGCUGAAGCAGCUCGCGACCAAGGGCGCCAAGGACGAGACGGGCAGUGACCAGCCUUCGCAGCCGGCGCCCUCGGAUCAGGGCUCAGUUUAA
Messenger RNA from Prorocentrum cordatum, 3486 nucleotides. The record is from the annotation of a GenBank genome assembly. NCBI's taxonomy places the organism in Eukaryota, Dinophyceae, Prorocentrales, Prorocentraceae.